Messenger RNA from Sphaeramia orbicularis (orbiculate cardinalfish), 1402 nucleotides. RefSeq names its product HCLS1 associated protein X-1 (gene hax1). Bases 101 to 1042 code for a protein of 313 amino acids. NCBI's taxonomy places the organism in Eukaryota, Metazoa, Chordata, Actinopteri, Kurtiformes, Apogonidae. The record is from RefSeq and is a predicted model, not a curated record. Gene Ontology annotation, biological process: regulation of actin filament polymerization; negative regulation of apoptotic process. Gene Ontology annotation, cellular component: actin cytoskeleton; apical plasma membrane; mitochondrion. The transcript is spliced from 7 exons.
UACGACACUGUUGUCAAUCGUAGCCAUCCUGUUGAGAAGUGCGUACCUGCAGUGCGUGGAUUUCAGCUAUGAUCUAGGUUUCGUAAAUAGCUGUAAUUAAAUGAGUGUUUUUGAUUUGUUUCGUGGGUUCUUCGGGGUCCCUGGAGGCCACCACCGGGGCAGAGGCGACCCCUUCUUUGAUGCCAUGACACAUGAUGAAGAUGACGAUGAUGAUGAAGAUGAAGAUGAAGAUGGGUUCUAUUAUGAUGGGUUCCGAGGAGAGCAGCAGGACCCCUUUGACAGUGCCUGGAGGUUUGGCUUCAGCUUUGGUCCGGACGGGAUGAGGAUCCAGGAACCUCCAGUGUUUGGACAGGUUUUCAAGGAGAUGGAGGAGAUAUUUUCUCAGCUGGGCCGCUGGGAGAGACAGGAGUCUGGACACUUCGGUGUUCCUAGUAUUAUGCCACCUCCACCACCUCACGGCAGAGCAGAACAGGAGGGCAGAGGAUCCAGUGGGAACCCCUUAAGAGACUUUAUGCUCAAAUCUCCUGACAGUAAUCCUCGAGGACCCCAUACAGUGCAGCCUAGAGAGCCCAGUAACGAUGGCGGCCCCUCCUAUGAGUCUCCAGAGUAUCCCAGUUCACGCUUUCACAGGUGGACUCCAUUUUCAAAGUAUAAUGAUAUUUGGAAACGAGGACCACAGAAAGAUCCAGCAGAAGAUCGCAAAGAAGACAGAGACCUGGACUCUGCAGUGUCCUCUGGAGGUCUGGACCAGAUUCUGACGCCACCUGCUGGUCAGGCACCAAAUCAGCCCAGGACCAGAUCCUACUAUAAGUCAGUCAGGGUCACCAAGGUGGUGAAACCUGAUGGGACUGUGGAAGAGCGCCGAACAGUUAGAGACGGUCAGGGGAACGAGGAGACCACGGUGACCCGGUCAGGAGGCCCCGGGACUCUGGAGGGUCCAGACCGUGAAGGUGGACCAGUUUUACCUGGUCAUCCACAUCCCUUUUCAGACAUGAGGGACGACGACUCAUUAUUCUCCAAGUUUUUUGGUGGGUUUAAAUAAAAAAGCGAAGUGAAGAAUCCUGUCAGGACCGGCUGAACAUCACAACCCAAGUGUCUCUAGAGCUGCCAGUUGGCAUAUUUAUAUUUAUAUAUAGAGAGAGAGGAUGUAGCCUUUAUUAAAUGUUUCCCCUUCUCUGUUUAUGGACUAAAUCCUUUCAUUUUGCCAAAACUUGUUGCAGCAAAAAUCAGGAUCAUUGGGCCUGUUGACAGCAUUAAGGUUCAGAGUAACUGCCACAAAAUGGAGACACUUCAGUCAGUAAACAAUCUGCUAUUUCAUAUUUUAUUUUUGUACUGUCCCGUAGACAGGCCUGUAUGAAUGUGAGUGUGAUGAGUCAAAUAAAGGAUAUUAAUAUAUUGACUU